GAUCGAUUGGAAAGUGAAGAUGUUCGUAACGAGGCUGAUGGUGCUGUAAUGAGUAAUCUAGGUAAGACCACUAGUAGUAUUAGAACAAAAGCAGGAACUACAGAUGCUAAUACUCUCGUAACCGAUAUUACGGGAAUUAAACUAAUAUUGCCUACGGCGACAGCCCUAAAGAGUAUUAAUUAUACUGAUGCUGAUCGGGCAAAAGCCGUGGUCGAAAUUGAUGAUGUUGAUAUUACUAAAGCCACUGGUGUAGUCGGUUUUGAGACUAAUAAAUAUGGCGAGGGUGCCAACGAGAAAAAAGUGUUUGAGGAUUUAGAAAAAUUGUUGACUGAUAUAUUUAUCAAGUAUGAAGAUAACAGCGUUAGCAAUUUGCCAGACGCGCCGGCCAUUACUACCGAUUUGGCAAAAUUAACUCCUUAUUUAAGUAAUGGAACUGGUGGUGCUGAUGUUGCUAGUUAUACCCAUAAUAAUACGGGUAAUAUUACCGAGCCCAAUGCUAAAAAAAUACUUCGCCUUCUAGAUGAAUUCCAAAUACCAGGAAAAACAACUUUUGGUGGCGGGGAGGCUGGAUACGAAACGAUAGAAGAGAUUGUUAAAGCCAAUGCUAAUGGUUAUGUAAUUUCAAACCGGGGACAAAAUGCUAAUCCAGGAGCAACUGGAACUCACGCUUUAAUUGGUCUAGCAGGACAGAAAGGACAAAUAGUAGAGGGCUAUAAAAUAGAUAAUGAUUCAGUAUUAGAUGGAGUUGGUGGGUAUACCACUAAUGCCAAUAACAUAAAAUAUGUGAAAAAAGUUCUGAGUGUAGCCAAGGUAUUCGGUGUCGCUAUUGGUGGCGAUCAAAUAACACCAGCAAAUACUAAUGCGCUAGAUGUAAGGCUAAACGACAAAGAAUUUAAUGCUUCCACUACAAUUAAAUAUAGUACGAAACAAGGUGACACUCUUGACUACGAAAAUAUGCCAGUCAACGAUUUCGCUGAUGUUCACAAAACCCGAGGUCUGCGACCUAGCGAUUUAAUUGAGGCAAGUGGAAAUUACCUUAACAGACAUGGAGAAGACCUUUCUUACCAUUUUGGGGCUUACGAUGGCGCAACAAUCAGCACCAAGACCGACGAAGCACCAACUAAAUUAUGUUUCGACUUGUUGGGAUCGAAGAACGCAGAUGUGGCGAUUGAUUUAGCCUUUUUCGGCAAACAUUUUUACAAAAAGGACGAUGACACCUAUAGGGCAUGGGAUAGUUUUGCGACAACUACGCCAACCGGAGAUCCUGAAAGAACCAAAGCCAAAGCGGCUUACGAUUUAUCAAAAACUUUCUUAGAUGAGUGGAAAAAUUACAGCAAAAAAUCUUAUUCUGGCAAGGACAAAGAUAACGAUAAAAAAGAAUUAGCAGAUGAUAAAAAAGCCAAAAAGAAAAUUGACACUUCUGGUGGUAAAGUUACUGAGGCUGAUAUUGAUACGGCUCGCGAUGCGGUAGUUGCUGCUUCGAAAAAUGGCACUGACUUUAAAAAUAAAUUGAAAAGUAUUUUUGAUGAUAACCGUGCCGAUUUGAAAAAUAAUAAUAAAACGGUUUUAAAUCAUUUGAGAGCAUUAGCCGAGUUAAUUGAUAAAGCCUAUAAAAAUGGUGAUGACGUAAAAAGGAGCGCUUUAGAGGCUUAUUCUAAAGAUACCGGUGAUAAGAAAAAGGUCUGGGAUAUGGCUAAUAAAGUAAAAACUGAAGACAACAAAAAUCUGGCUGAUGAGGCUCUAAAAAAAGCCAAAGGAGUUGAUAGUAAUGCUGAAUUAGAGACAGCCAAGACUAAUGCUAAAAUUACUUUGAAUGGUAAAGUUGACAAAGCAGGAGAAGCCGAGAGUAAAGGUUUUGCCAAAGGGGCUUUAAAACAUUUAGAAAAAUUCACUGAGGGUCGCCAAAAAGAGGUGGAAGAUUCUGGUAUUCUUACAGCCGAUACCCCAGAAGCAGUUAGAGAGGCUCGCAAAAAGAUAAAAGGUACUGAUAAUGAGACUGUAAAUAAGGUAAUUCCUCGUGUUGACCUAUUGGAGGAUUUAUACGGAAAAGAUGAUAAAGCCAAAAAAUUAGCCAAACUUAUUCGGGACAAUUUUCUCAAGAAGUUAGAAAGUGAUUAUAGCGAUAGUGAUUAUAAGAAUAAUUUAGAUAAUUUAAAUAAACAAUUGACCGAUUUAAGAAAAUACAAGGAUGGUGAGAAUAAAAGUGUUUAUGAAGGUUUAGAACAAACCAAAAAGGCGACUUUUGACAAAUUAAUAAAUGAUUUAGAAAGUAAAGUAAAUGCUAUGAAAGUGGCUAAACAAAAAACCGAAGGUGGCAAUCAAACAAAAGAUCCGCAAAAACCAUUCUUCAAAACCCCAUUAGGUAUAAUUUUGAUUUGUGUGGGAGUGGCAGCAGUGCUUGGAGCCAUUGCUUACGCCAUAAAAGCCAAUAGCCGAACCGAAGGUGAAG
Racocetra persica is the source of this 2449-nucleotide messenger RNA. Lineage: Eukaryota; Fungi; Glomeromycota; Glomeromycetes; Diversisporales; Gigasporaceae. The record is from the annotation of a GenBank genome assembly.